This is a messenger RNA of Anneissia japonica, 1086 nucleotides long. RefSeq lists its product as uncharacterized. The coding region runs from base 1 to 1086 and encodes 361 amino acids. Lineage: Eukaryota; Metazoa; Echinodermata; Crinoidea; Comatulida; Comatulidae. The record is from RefSeq and is a predicted model, not a curated record. The transcript has a single exon.
AUGUUGUACAGUAUUGGAAUCAUAUGCUUAGUCUUGGUUCUUCCUGCACAGGGCACUCCAUCCUUUGGUAGUGUUUCUAUUGGAUCUGCUAUAACAAAUGAAGGAAGGGAUACUGAUCUUAACUGUCCAGUGGUGAACCUGACUGAUGACUACUCAAUCUCUUGGUAUAGAGAAACAAUAACUGGUGAUAGGACAGUUAUUUACAGGGAUGGCAUGCUGAUAAAUAAUGACCUAGGUAGAGAGGCAGAAGCCUACACACUCCACAGUAUGAAAGAUGUAAGAAUAACACAGGUGAAAGGUCGUGAUUUUGGUCAUCUGCUUAAUGGUAACAAUUACACCUGUGAAGUAACUCUUAAGAGUACAGGUGAGGCAGUGCUAGUAUCAAGUGGUCUCAUCCUGGCAGCUUACUAUUCUCCAUCAUCUUUGUAUCCAAUCUGUGAACCAUGUGAAUUUUCAUCUAAUUUGACAGGAUCAAGUGUCACUAUCUCUUGUUACUCUGAACUUGGUUAUCCACAUGUCCAACUACAAUGGUUAAGGAAUGGAGACGCAAUUGAAAACCUAACAACAAUCACAAUUUAUUCUUACAUAUUUUUGAAUUAUACAUUUAUUCUUGAAGCAGAUGACUUGGAAAGUAACUUUACUUGUACUAAUGGAAAACAAAGCUGCAAUUUAGCACCUGACAAAGCCUGUGCAGUGGGAACAACUCCUCCAAAUGUGUCUGGUAAAAUAGGCCUACCAAAUGUGAUCGGGGCUAGCAUUGGAGCUGUUCUCUUCUUAGCCUUUUGUCUAUUUAUUGUUGUAUGGUGUUACAGGAGAAGAAAUACAAAACAAAGAGCAACUAAUACAUAUCAACAAUCUACAGAUGAGGGAGAUUCAAACAACCAAGAGAAAAACACCAGAAGUGAAUUUACAAUCGAUAAUGACUCAUAUAAUGAACAAGCUACAAAGCAACCAAAAUACCAAUACCAACAGGAUUAUCCAAAUCUGCCUCGUUCGGCUACAAAGCCUUCGAAUGAAGAUAUGAACAAAGAUUCUGUAGAAUCUGGGACCAUUGACAACUUUAUUUAUCAUGAGAUACGAUUGUGA